Fusarium redolens is the source of this 3692-nucleotide messenger RNA. RefSeq lists its product as uncharacterized. The transcript has 2 exons. The record is from RefSeq and is a predicted model, not a curated record. The coding region runs from base 215 to 3655 and encodes 1146 amino acids. NCBI's taxonomy places the organism in Eukaryota, Fungi, Ascomycota, Sordariomycetes, Hypocreales, Nectriaceae.
CCAUGCGCUAUAUUUCCUGGUAAUAUUCGAUGGUGAUUGUGAUUGUAAUUGCUUCUCCGCCUAUUCAACAUUGCCAUGAUAUGAUAUUGGGUGUCAUUGUGGUUUGCGGGGUAUGUCUCUUCCACUCACUCAUAAGGCGGUAAGGCGCAUGCGGUGGUUCGUGGCAGGAUAUUGAAACCUUUUCGAAGAGCACUGUCUCACCCAAGCCAGCAAUAUGUCAGGCCUCGAGCCACUUGCGGCCUUGGGCCUUGUUUGCAACAUUGUUCAACUUGUCGAAGUUGGCCUCAAAACGGCCACGCUCUGCAAGAAUGCUUACCGGACGGGUGAACCUGAUCCAGAGCUCAGCGUCUACGCCCAAAACCUCGCAGACACCGCUUCAAGCUUGACCCAGUCGCUGGAGGUUUCACAGCAGCCUCUCAACCUCGAUGACUCGAGACUCUUGACUCUAGCUCGGAACUGUCGAGAUGCCGAAGAAGAGUGGAGGAAGAAAACUCCAGCUCGCUUCCUUUCUCAACAAAAGCCUCGCAAACGAGCUCGCUUCGGAGCAGUUCUCCAAGGCAUCGUUAACAAACCAGAAAUCGAUCGUCUGGAAAGUCAACUACGCAUAGCCAAAGAGUCCUUGGAGACAAAUCUUCUCGUUGGUGUCUUCAAAGGUCUUGACAUCUCCAAAGUCCAGGCCUCAGACCUCCAAGACAAGCUCCAGACUCUCCUUCAGGCAUCUUCCGCAAGCGAAAAGGAACUUCAUGAUCUCAUCCAAAGACAAGUGAGCCUUAUCAAUACACAGAUCUCAGACCGUAUUAAUAGAGCGGAGGCAUCUACCAAGACUCAUGUCACAACAGAGCUUGCUAGUCAUGAGUCGAAACUCAUAUCACACGUAGACCGAGGCAGGGACACUAUUUUGAUACAAGCUGAAGCUAGAGAAAAUAGCCGAAGGGAGAACGAGGGCCAUGAACGACUCCUGCAAAGCUUCUAUUACCCAGACAUGAAUCAUCGGAGAAACAAUAUACAUUCCUCCCAUCAAUCGACGUUCAACUGGAUAUUCGAAGGAGGGCCUAAGGGCAAUUAUGGGGAACCAGAGGCUUCCCAAUCAGACUCACAGUCUGAAAAUUCGUUACACUCUUAUGCUCAAGAGCUUGUUUACAAGAACUUUGUCAGGUGGCUCAAAUCGACAGAAGACCGGUACUGGGUCAGCGGGAGGCCUGGAACCGGAAAGAGUGUGUUGAUGAAGUUCAUCAUCUCCCAUAGAAAAACAAUGGAGUCGUUACGACAAUGGCAACCCGACGUCCAGAUCCUCACUCACUUCUUCUGGAAAGUUGGCAGUCCCAUGAAAAAUAGUUUCAAGGGUUUCUUAUGCUCUCUGGCCUAUCAACUAUGCUCUUUAGAUAAAGAACAUGCCAUGGGUUGGCUCCAGCAAAACCCUGAUUGGUCUCGCAAGGCUGGGCCCGGUGAUUGGGACAACGAGGACCUCCAAUCCCUUAUUGCUAGUUAUUUAAGCCUUACAGCUCGACCUUUCUGUCUUUUUAUCGACGGACUUGAUGAGUUUGAGGAUGAUGAUGGUGUAAGCAUACUCAUCGGCUUUCUCGACAGUAUGCAGACAUCAUCACGACUAGUCAAGGUGUGUAUGUCAAGCCGCCUAGAACAAGGCAUACGGAUGCGGCUGUGUCGGAAUCCAGACAUGAAAAUGCAGAAUUUGACUCGAAAUGAUAUUAAGUGUUAUUCAAGGGCUAUUCUAAACAAGGAGAUAGCACUAGCAUCCUCUUCAAUCGACGUUGAAGUUAUUGUGAGAGAUAUCGGUCUUAUGGCAGAGGGCGUAUUUCUUUGGGCUGUUCUAGUAACUAGGUCAAUUGCCCGGGGAAUUAUGAAUGGCGACUCAGAAAGCGACAUCCACGAAAGAGUUUCGAGAACGCCGAAAGACCUCUACAAGUUAUACCUUGACAUGUGGGAGAGACUGGGUGAAGACGUGGAGCUCUACCAGGAAUCAACAGCAUUGAUUCUCAGCUUUAUCGUUAUGGUCUGGCGAAGCAAGUCAGCAUUCUAUCCCAGUCUCGCGACUGCGAGUCCAUACAUCUCGAUUUUUGAAUUGAUGGUGGCGUCGAGCGAUGACCUGUGGUUAACAUCUGUUGACUCGAUUGAUAGCCUACCAGUAACAGAUCUUCAGCAACGCUGUAAGGAACUAUGCGCAAGGGUGCCCGUCAGAUCAGCGGGCCUCCUUGAAGUCGUUGAAUAUACUCGGGACUACGAACGCUUUGGUACAAACCUAGAGACUGAUCCAGCCAUUCGGUAUAGGACUAUCUUGGUGAAGGCCGUUCAUCGUACUGCUAUCGACUUUUUGGUCGGGACAGAAGACGGAAAACAAAUCUUGAGAAGUCAUAUGAUGUCUCAGGAGGUGUUAUUCAUCAGGCUUUUCAGAGCAUGUCUUCUUCGAGAUUGCCUUUGGCCAGCUAUCCAGUUCACUGGCAAUAACCGGCCCUCCUUCAUGGACAAGUACCAAGGGCGUGACGCGAGUCAGCGUCUUGAUCGUCAUCUGAAAUCACUCGCAUAUCAUAGAGAUAUUCUCCAAGGGUCAGCUCUGGCCGAGAUGAUUGAUUUGAUAUGGGCCACUCAUGUUCACAUGAUUAAGAAUUUCCCAGCGCACAACCAUCCAGAAUUCCAUAUCCUAGUACCAAGAUGCAAAUUGGACUAUUUAUUGUUCAUGGCUCAAAAUGGAUUCGACGCCUUUGUCAAAAAUGGCCUCAUUGAAUGGAGGAACAGAGGGCGAAUCGAUGUGCUUUAUCGAGUCUUUUUAGUUUGCUUGCGGUUUCGCCAUCGAUGGCGUAACCGUGGUUGCGAUACCAGACUCGAAUUUGGUGGACGCAUCCGUCUCAUGGAGCAUAUCAUUAGGUCCAUGGCCGGUGCUGAUAAGUUCCAGUUCUUUGAUCUAGGAGGAAUGAAUAUCAGCAAUAAUGCGGUAGCAAAAAGGGCUACAACACUGUUUCUUAUCCAUGCUAUCAAUGCCUUCCGUCUUAGACAGGAACCUGCCUCCAGGCUCAGACUCCGUCAACAUUCAUGGAUUCCAUGGGAACCGGAUAGAAUCGAUCGAGUUAUCAGAGUGAUAGGUGAUUUCCGAAAUUUGCUCUGCUUUGCAGAUAGCUUGGUUAUUGCUGUUCAUCUCUGUGAGCCGAUUAGUGGUGACCUGCCAUUACAUAUCGGGUAUAGGCAUACAUACGCGUUUUGGGCGAAAGCUCUCUACGUGGAAAUCACCGUGUCAAUCCUGGCUCAGAUCUUUUUGCGGCAAGCAGUCAAGUAUAGUAAAGCCCAUCAAUAUCCCGAGAUCAAAGAAGAUCUCAGACUCGGGGCUUUCCCUCAGACUAUCAAGCCCGUCAUGCUGAGUAUGCGCUCAAAGCGCUUUCUAAUAUCCUCGGGCGCAGAUAAACUUAGUUUUGAAAGAUUCUGCCGGACCGCAUUGCUACUUGACUCAUCCGGAUCCAGGAAGCAAGAUUCCAACGAGGCCCACAGGUUUCAGAAAAUCGGGGAGGAACUUUUUGAUGAUGCUAUUACCAGAGCUGUGGAGAUAGCCGAUUCACCAAAGGGAGAUGGGCCAGACGGAAUGACUUUUAAUCUUUGUAGUACUUGUGAGACUGAGGAGAAUAACGUAACUAGGCAUAGUUCUCGGUAACAUGUUGUUAAAUCUUUAUUCGACUUAGAAGACUGCC